This is a messenger RNA of Suillus clintonianus, 1239 nucleotides long. RefSeq lists its product as uncharacterized. Lineage: Eukaryota; Fungi; Basidiomycota; Agaricomycetes; Boletales; Suillaceae. The transcript has 4 exons. The record is from RefSeq and is a predicted model, not a curated record. The coding region runs from base 348 to 1037 and encodes 229 amino acids.
CGGCUCCUAUUCAAAAGUUUUUUCCACUGAACGUCCCAUUUUCGGGGGCGGCCGGUCAACGUCAACUUUCAACAACGACGACGGUUCGCCCCACGACAUUUGAAGAAGACUUUUCGUUUCAGAUUCUAGGCCCGACUCGCGCCGAGGGGAUUCAGCGCCUAACGGUGAUCUCGACUUUCACACGAGCGGUAUAGAGCUGUCUAUAUGCAUAUACAUACUUGAGUCCCAUAAACGCCGUCGUAAAUUUGGCACCACCCAUCGCUCUCACGUUUCUGCUUCCAAGCGUACUAACGGCCCGCUACAAGGACAUCUCACCUCUUUCACCACGCACAAGUCAAAAUCGCAAGAUGCUGUCAUCCCUUGAACCCCUGGAGGAGAGAUUCAGACAGGUAGAAGAAGAGAGUGAGCGGAGGGCCAUGCAAGAGCAAGAGCAGUCGGCGAAUGAGCUAGUCGACCCCGAUCAAGCUAGGCGGCGACAUCGGCGGAAGAAGAGUUCUGUGUCAGUUUCUCGAUUCGGCCAGCCUUCAUAUGUCAAUGGCUCAAGUAGUUCUACUUCACCCACACCUUCACUACUUGCUGCUGUUGCCCACAAGUCAACAUUCUAUCAUUCAUUAGUAAACCCCAGAAGCAUGGACUCAUUCAUUUCCGAAGGCUCAGAAAACGAAUCUCACCAUUUAGAGGACGACCAGCAGGUGACACAAGUCCAACGAAUACAUGGCCGUCAGCCUUUUCAGAAGGCGGUUGGAGCUAUACUACCCCGACGCAUGUCUCGGUCGCACUCACAAAACGUACUCUCGACGAACACACGCUUGGUCGUAGACGUCUCUGUCGAAAAGGCAACGGUAGAUGCUGCGCAUGCGCACUCUGAGGACAAUCACACCACCACCAUUCACGCGACCAAAGGAGCAGAGCUACGCCCUAGUACGUCCCGGACUAUUAGUGCACUGAGCGCCAAGCCACCGACAAACGGACUAGUCGACCGGGCGAAAUCGUUCGCUCGGAAAUUCGGGCGUAAGAGAAAGCCCGUUUCUGGGUGAGACGAAGCGGGUGUUAUGCGCCUAGCGUUUGAGCUGCCAAGGAGACUCUGGAAUGAAAUGGACCUGUAUUGAUGUUCCGAGCAGUUGCUAGGCUUCAUCGAGGGCGUUGAUAACCUUGAAGCGCUCAUCCAGCAGAUUUGCAUCAGAUUUUCUUUCAUGUACAUCCGCAUUAUCGAUGGCAUGAUAUGACUCAUGACUCAUG